This is a messenger RNA of Opisthorchis viverrini, 429 nucleotides long. RefSeq lists its product as hypothetical. Bases 1 to 429 code for a protein of 142 amino acids. The transcript has a single exon. Lineage: Eukaryota; Metazoa; Platyhelminthes; Trematoda; Opisthorchiida; Opisthorchiidae. The record is from RefSeq and is a predicted model, not a curated record.
AUGUCUAAAAUAUGGGAAAUUGAAUUAUUCCGACCCCUAUUAGAGCACGUCAAGGUGAAGGAUUUCCUAACAACGCAUCGUGGAUACCUUGUCUACAAAUUAAUCAACCAGUUGAGCAAUGAACUCAUCAAACAACGACAAUCACUCAGAAUGUCUAAAAUAUGGGAAAUUGAAUUAUUCCGACCCCUAUUAGAGCACGUCAAGGUGAAGGAUUUCCUAACAACGCAUCGUGGAUACCUUGUCUACAAAUUAAUCAACCAGUUGAGCAAUGAACUCGCUUUGGAUGCAAUGACGCUUCCAUCAGCCCAAUCAGUUCAGAGCAGAUUUGAUUUCAGUCCUGCUAGCUUGAUACACUGGUCACCUGCAAGUUGGACCCACUCGAAUAGGGAUCCCUCAGUCGGUGGAUCAAUGGGCGCUGACCAUGCCUAG